Molecule: messenger RNA, 2514 nt
Organism: Durusdinium trenchii
Lineage: Eukaryota; Dinophyceae; Suessiales; Symbiodiniaceae
Source: the annotation of a GenBank genome assembly
AUGGAUGCCAAAGGGAAAGGAGCAGCUGCCCCUGCAAAGGGGCAGCAAAAGGGAAGGCGCCAGAUGCCUAUGGGAAAGGUCUUGCAACUCAUGACCAGAGGGGUGGUGGAGGGGCCUCUGGCUACAACCCUUGUGGCAGCUGCUGCAGCCAGUGUCAGCAAGAAACCAGCCACAGCUAGCCAGCCAGUCGAAGAAGUGGAAGGCGCUGAGGGUGACCUCACAGAGGCACAAGUCAAGAGGCAUGACCAAAUUGAAAGCCUGAUGGCUGAGCUGAACGGACUUGAUGAAGACAACCUGAAAAACAAGCUUGGUGGGCUAGACAACCUCACCAUGAUGCUUCUGUGGAAGAGGUUCACGAUGAACAGAGAAAUGGAAGGUGAAGACCAGAAGUAUGCCCCGAGCACAAGUGGGCCUGGCAGCACUGCCAAGAAGCAAAUGCUGCUCAGGGCCUGGUUGAAAGAUGGUGGCCAGCUGCAAAAACACUACAGGCAGGCAGUGAUUGCCUUUGAGCUGAAAAAUGUGUCCAAGGAAGGGUACAAGUGGAGGUCUUGGAAGAAGACUUGUGAUGACCUGGGUAAAGAGCAAGCCCCACCCUCAAAUGGAGAAAAUGUCCACAGAACACAAAGUACAUGGAGUUUUGCGCAGGAAGCUACCAAGAUCAGGAACACUCGGCUAAAGGCUUCCUCCAGCAAGGCCACCAAAGAGGACACCCUGGCAGACUAUGAGAACCUUACUUUGGAUGACGUCAAGGCUGAAGACAACUGGGGGAUCGAAGUGGUGGGAGAAGAGGAUGAUUUUGCAUCCAUGGGUCUGGACCCAGACCUCAAGAAAUUCUGUGGCUCCAACAAAAACAAGGGCCACAAAGAUCCAGAAGACAACCCAAAGAAUGAGAAGAAAAACAAAUGGGAGCUGACAAGCCAGGUGUCCUCUGCCACCACAAAGCAGGAACUGUCCAAGAAGCUUUUGGCUUUCAAAGCAGAGCUCUGCAAAGAGCAAAGCUUCUUCCAAGCAGCCAUGGUUGAUGCUGAUGACAAGAAAAGCCAAGACUGCAAGCAGGCUGUGGCCAUGGUGAAGCUGGCAGGGGAUGCCAUAAAGCAAGAAGCAGCCAAGAAUGCUUUGGUGGCAUCCGUGAAGGCUGUGCAAGCCUGCAAGAAGAACCAUCCCAAAAAGAAGGCCAAGAAGGAGCCUGAGGCAGGCUCUGAUGAGGGGAAUGUUCACAGAGAUUUGCUCAGGAAACGCUUCACACAUCUGCAAGCACCUGCCCCAUAUAAGCUCACAUGCCAGAUGUCCAUGAAAGUGGAUGGUGAGAAGAACCCUCAGAUGACACAACAGCUCUGGAGAUCAUUGGACUUUGAUCGACCAGAAAGUCUCCCCAUUCCAUGGUGUUUGCAUGGUGAUGCAGCACCCUUCACAGAGACUGAUUCCAUACAAGUCAUUUCCUUUAGAUGCCUUCUGGCAUCAAUGCCUGUGGGAGACAGCCAGCUCCUUCUAGCUGCAAUACCAAAAGCAGCAGUCAGCAAGGAAACAUUCAACACCAUCAUGGAAUGCAUGGCUUGGUCCUUCACUUCGCUCUAUGAAGGCAAGGCACCAAAGAAGAACCAUUCUGGGGUGCCCCAUGGAUGGAGUGAAGGGCAGACCCCUGAGAAGGGGAGUUUUGUGGGCAAUCUGGAAUGGUUCGCAUCAGAAUUUGGCUUCCCAUACAGCUCAAGCAAUAUGAUUUGUGCAUACUGCUUGGCAGACCAGAAGAAGACAGGCAGUGAAAGGCCUUUUACAGACUGCAGGCCAACCGCUCCAAGGCCUAGUCACUCUGAAAACCCAGGAGAAGCCAAGAUGCAGCUUCUGAACAAGAAGAUUGCUGAGAUGUAUGGCAAGUUGGGCAUAGAAGCUGCCAAAAGAAUCAAGCACCUGACCCUCAAUGAUGUGGCAUCAUCUGCAGAGGAGUGCCCUGCGCUCAAGCAUAUCAAGGGGAACAAGAUUCGACACUUCGCCCCAGUGGCUUUGGAGCUGAGUAAGCUCCAUGCAGAUGACAGGGCAGGGCAACACAGAGUUGCAACGCUGGAGGAGUUGCAGAGAAUCUACACACUGCUGGGCAAGAAUUGGAAAGAGUGGUCUCCAGAAUGUGGUAUUGCCCUGGAAAGGGCAGGACAAGUUCUCCUUGCACACUACUCAUGGCUUGCCAAUGAUGCCUUUGAAAAAAGGUUUGCGUCGAUAUUCUCUGGUGCAGAAGCACCACAAAUUGAAUCACCUUCUGGCACAAGCCCAUCAUAUCCAUCCAGCCAGCGCAUGGUGCUAUGGCUCAGAGAGCUUUAUGGGCAUCAUAAAGCAGAUAUCAUCCAGCUGCACUUGGGGCACACCAGCUCACAAAGUGACUGGAAAGGUGCUGAUGAAAUUCAGGCUGGUUUUUCAUCUACUCCUCAAGGCGUACAGAAAUCUGGAUAUCAUCGACUCGGCAGAAGAGUGAGAAAACAUUGCCUUGCUGCGCUGCAAGUUGGAUUGCCAUGGGCUGCAGACUAG